Salvia hispanica is the source of this 234-nucleotide messenger RNA. RefSeq lists its product as uncharacterized. NCBI's taxonomy places the organism in Eukaryota, Viridiplantae, Streptophyta, Magnoliopsida, Lamiales, Lamiaceae. The record is from RefSeq and is a predicted model, not a curated record. Gene Ontology annotation, biological process: endoplasmic reticulum to Golgi vesicle-mediated transport. Gene Ontology annotation, cellular component: endoplasmic reticulum membrane; COPII-coated ER to Golgi transport vesicle; Golgi membrane.
AUGGGAUUGUGGUCACUUCUAGAAGGCUUUCUUCUUCUUGCAAAUGCUCUGGGCAUAAUAAAUGAAGAUCAUUUCCUUGCCCCUAGGGGAUGGAGCUUCCAGGAGUAUUCUGGAAUUAAGAGAAACUCAUUCAAGGGGCAAAUACUUGGUCUUAUUUACGCAACUCAGUACUUACGAGUGCCUCUUAUACUUCUCAAUUUGCUCUACAUUAUUGUGAAAAUGGUGUCAGGGUGA